Messenger RNA from Didymodactylos carnosus, 465 nucleotides. Lineage: Eukaryota; Metazoa; Rotifera; Eurotatoria; Philodinida; Philodinidae. The record is from the annotation of a GenBank genome assembly.
AUGGGUGAGAACACCUCUCAAGAUCAAACUAUACAGUUUAUGUUAAUGGAAGAAGAGAAAAAACAAAAUUUUGGCUUUGAAGAUAUAGUUAUUGAUUAUGAAAAUGGUUAUGCGAUUAUGGGUGGUGAUAAUCGAGAAUGGAUGGCUCAUUACACAUUACCAUCCGUUGAUAAACAUGGACAAAUGUAUAAAUUUAAUUUUAUAUCUGAAAAAUUUGAAAUAAUACCGUUAAUUAAUUAUCAUUAUGAUCAUUUUCAUCCACAUGGUCUUAGUCUAUUAAAAAACAACAAUAAUAAAGAACAACAGUUGUUUGUCAUCAAUCAUCGAACGGAUGAUGAUAAUAAUGAUAAAAUAAUUGAAUAUGUUGAUAUAUUUGAUGUUCAAAUUGAUGAAAAUACAAAUAAAAUUCAAUUAAAACUUGUUCAAUCGAUUACUGAUCCAUUGUUUACAGUCCAUGUUUUAUAG